Messenger RNA from Perca fluviatilis (European perch), 1647 nucleotides. RefSeq names its product core 1 synthase, glycoprotein-N-acetylgalactosamine 3-beta-galactosyltransferase, 1a (gene c1galt1la). The transcript is spliced from 4 exons. NCBI's taxonomy places the organism in Eukaryota, Metazoa, Chordata, Actinopteri, Perciformes, Percidae. Gene Ontology annotation, cellular component: membrane. The record is from RefSeq and is a predicted model, not a curated record. Gene Ontology annotation, molecular function: N-acetylgalactosaminide beta-1,3-galactosyltransferase activity. Bases 248 to 1507 code for a protein of 419 amino acids.
UUUUCAGAAGAAUGUAAAUCUGCGCAGUGGCUUUCCUCUCUAAUCAUCUCAUUUGGCGAUGCAAAACAGGGACGACUUGAAUCAAAAACAAUACAUCAGAUGAAUGUGACCAGCAUGCGACUAUAUGACUGACAGGUGUAUCAGGCUGGUGCCUUUUUUUCAGAAACAGGAAAUAUUUCGCUGCUUUAGGGGUUGCAAGCAGAUCGUGCCCACAAAUCGCUGAUGUCCCAGCAAAGACAUGCUGUAAAUGGGACAUUACGGUGCUGGGGACGGUCUCACCAUGAAGGGCUCCAGCUCCAGAUGGGCCUUCUCCCUGGGCUUCUUGGUGGGGGCCUGCAGCAUCUACUUCUUCCUGCACCAGGUGUGGUUUGAGAGGAGCUACCCCGUGCUGUCAGAGGCUCAGGAAAGAGCCACAGCGGUGUCGGAGAGACCAAUCAGCUGGAGGAAGGAGGGAGCUGCUCUUAUCAACCUGCUCCAUCCUCACCAUGCAGAUGAAGACAGUCGGGUUGCAGAUGUGUUGUACCAGAAGGUACGUGUUCUAUGUUGGGUGAUGACGGGGCCGUAUAACCUGCAGAGUAGGGCCCGCCAUGUCAGGGCCACCUGGAGUCGCCACUGCAAUGUGGUGGUGUUCAUGAGCUCUGAAGAGGACCUAGACUUCCCCACUGUGGGCCUGGGCACCAAGGAGGGCCGUGACCAGCUCUACUGGAAGACCAUUCGAGCCUUCCAUUACGUCUACGAGCACCAUGCAAGUGAAGCCGAUUGGUUCUUAAAAGCAGAUGAUGACACAUAUGUGGUGGUGGACAACCUGCGCUGGAUUCUGUCCAACCACACCCCUGAAGAGCCCAUCUACUUCGGCAAACGCUUCAAGCCUUACACCAAGCAAGGCUACAUGAGCGGAGGGGCAGGCUAUGUUCUAAGCAAAGAGGCCCUCAAGAGAUUUGUGGAAGGUUUUCGGACCAAAGUUUGCUCACACACCACACCUGUAGAGGACUUGGCGCUGGGGCAGUGUUUGGAGAAGAUGGGCGUUCUGGCAGGGGACUCCAGAGAUACUUUGCAUCGUGAAACUUUCCACCCGUUUGUGCCAGAGCACCAUCUAACUGGCAAGUUCUCCAAGAGCUUCUGGUACUGGAGCUAUUGCUACUACCCAAUUGUUGAGGGUCCGCAGUGCUGCUCUGACCUGGCAGUAUCUUUCCAUUAUGUAGAAGCAGAGCUGAUGUACACACUGGAGUACUACACCUAUCAUCUGAGAGCGUACGGCUACAGGCCACGCUACCGACCCUCCUUACGUCUGGGUCUGAGCCAUGGCCCACUCUCACAGACAACCGGGACUGUGGGACUUAAAGGGGUUCAGGAGGUGACAGAUGGAAGGAGUCACACAACGUCAGCCUUCCUCGCUAGUGUAAACCAAACUAAAUCAGGGACAGAGCAAGAGAAAAGGACAAAAGACAAUCUAAUCUCUCACGCCACUGAGAACAAGACUACAGUCGCUCAAGGCAGGCACCUCUGAUUCCCUGCGCCGUAUGUCAACUAAUAUUUUCUUCAGAGAGGUCUUCCUUGAUCCGAUCGCAGUAUAAUUCCAGCCAGUAUGUCACUAUAAACGCCCACGGUGAGAGUGAUUAAAAUUUGAAUGUGAUUUUUGUAGCGGCA